GUCGAGUAAUAAUAGCAUCAUUGUUUCGCGUAUACCUGAGUUUACCAAGUGCUGUUUUCGGUGCCCCGAGUGGAUAUGGUAUUGGACUAUGGGUAUCGUAAAUUUAUAACCCAAAAAAUUCGAUAAUCGUACGAGUAAAUAGUAAAUAUUAAAAUUAAUAAUCGAUAAAUAAAUACCUACAAAUGUGCAAAUCGUUCGGUAUAAUAUGAUCGUAUAUUAUGUAAAAGUUUAAUAAAAUGGAUUUUUCCAAUACCUUAUUGCGAUUAUAUUUUAAUUCUGUCGUUGUUGUUGUUAUUGUUGUUGUUUCGUCGAUACCUAUCAAGAUGCCAGUGUCGUCCGAAUUUAGUUUCGUAUUAAAAUAAACCAGUUUCGCGUACUUAUAUAUUAUUUUUGUAAUUUGCUCGCACACACACUCACGCACACACAAUCAAAAUGAUGUACAAUCCGGAAAAAAUGAUGUCCAGUAAAGGUCCUCUACCAAUUAGUGGACCAGGAGGACCUUGCUUUCCUUCCAGAUAUUCGCCAACAUACAGGACAGCCGAUUCGGUCAGACGAUGUAUGCCUAAUCACACUACCCGGAUACCUGAUGACGUAAUGACUUGCAACUCUUGGUCUACCAGACAUAAUGGUGACAUAUUUAGCGGAUUAAAUGACGGAUUACUGAGUAGAGCUGAAGCUUUAGCUGUUGCCGAUAUUAAACAUCAAACCAACUCGCCUAGCAGUUUAUCACCUUUAAAGCAUGAUAUGAUGUACCAUACCAUGGGAGCUCCACACCAUCCACCACCCAACUCCAGACCCCAUCAAGUAAACCAUCACGGUAUGGACGGUUUAGAUAUGCUGGAGCCUUUGACAUCUUCCGGAAUGACGACGCUGACGCCUUUAUCGGACGGCGGCGCCCACGGUCACCUGCAGGGAGCUUCGAUGUACGGGCCAUCGAUGAACGGCAUGAUGUCCGGUCACCAUCACCACCACCAUCACCACGGCGGACCUCUGUCCAGUCACGUACCACCUACUCACCAUCAUCCGGGCGGCCACCAUCCCGGAAUGCCGGUCGGCCUACAGCAUCCGGACUCGGAUACCGAUCCGCGAGAACUGGAGGCGUUCGCCGAACGCUUCAAGCAGAGGAGAAUCAAAUUAGGCGUGACGCAGGCGGACGUCGGCAAAGCUUUAGCAAAUCUCAAACUUCCAGGCGUCGGCGCCUUAUCGCAAUCGACCAUUUGUCGUUUCGAAUCGUUAACCUUAUCGCACAAUAAUAUGAUCGCUUUGAAACCUAUCCUACAAGCGUGGCUAGAAGAAGCUGAAGCGCAAGCCAAGAACAAACGAAGAGAUCCGGACGCACCCAGUGUACUUCCAGCCGGCGAAAAGAAACGAAAAAGAACCUCCAUAGCCGCUCCGGAGAAGAGAUCGCUGGAAGCGUAUUUCGCUGUACAGCCUAGACCAUCGGGCGAGAAAAUCGCCGCCAUUGCCGAAAAAUUAGAUUUAAAAAAGAACGUCGUUAGGGUUUGGUUUUGUAAUCAGAGGCAAAAACAGAAAAGAAUGAAAUUCGCCGCUCAACAUUGACCAUGUUUCAAUUUUUUUUCUACCUACCUACUCGUCGUAUCUUCUCGAGCGUGUACCUACGAAUUUUUGUUUUUCGUUUGGCUUUUUAUUUCGUUUUUACCUUAUUGUUGGUUUGUUUCGAACGAAACAUUCGAAUAGUCGCUGUAAUGGUUGGAAAAUCACUUCGAACGUAUUUUCAUCUCAAGAUCCCUCAUUUUUAUCGUAGGUAUUUUUCUACCUCUAAAAUAUUGAUUUGCUCAUCGAACGAAGAUAAAAUUUAAUUGAAAGCGAUAAAACUGGCAAACAUUUAAGCAAGCAGGAAGGUGACUGAGGAGUCAAUGAAAACAUGGUAUACCAACCAGGCAAUAGAAGUAUCAUAUUUCUGUUAGGCAACAACAUCAAAAACCUUCCGACUGCAACAACAAGCUCACUUUAUAUUGAUUCCAUUUACAAAGACUAGCUCAUCAAAAGAAUAUUCCCGCUGAAAAGGGACAGGGAGGUACUCCAUAGGCAGAAAACUUUUCCAUCGAAAGAGAGGCCAAAAUACACCAUCAGUCAAUAUUUCAGGAGUUAAAAGUAUAAAAUUUGGGUCAAAAAUGCGAACACAAUCAAAAUUACAACAAAUUGACUCAGAAAACCAAAAUUUGACGUGCACCCUAUUUUCAACCUCACGCCCCCCCGCCCCCCAACAA
This is a messenger RNA of Planococcus citri (citrus mealybug), 2231 nucleotides long. RefSeq names its product abnormal chemosensory protein 6 (gene acj6). The transcript has 4 exons. The coding region runs from base 433 to 1560 and encodes 375 amino acids. Lineage: Eukaryota; Metazoa; Arthropoda; Insecta; Hemiptera; Pseudococcidae. The record is from RefSeq and is a predicted model, not a curated record. Gene Ontology annotation, biological process: regulation of transcription by RNA polymerase II. Gene Ontology annotation, molecular function: DNA-binding transcription factor activity, RNA polymerase II-specific; RNA polymerase II cis-regulatory region sequence-specific DNA binding.